AUGACAUCCAAACUGCAGCAUCUAGAUCAGGGCAUUAUAAAAAGUUUUAAAUUUCAUUAUAAACGUAGAAUCAUGGAAAAAAUACUAGACGGAUUUGAAACCAAUGUCACAAUCCCUAUAAUUGAUCUCUUGGAUUGCAUUCAUAUUUCAGUAACAGUAUGGGAGGCAGAUGUAACCCAAGCGACUAUUCAGAACUGCUUCAGAAAAGCUGGGUUUGGAACGCACACCUAUUAUGACUUAGAAGAUGAAAUGCCUCCACGAGGAUCUAAUAUCAAGCGAAAUUCCUACAGGAGACGAAACAUUGCAAAGUGUGAGCAAAAAACUGGCAUGGAGGAUGAAUUGGAGAAAAGAUCUGAUGAUGAAAACGACAGUGAAGGAACUCCAAGAGAGAAGCCUUCUGACGCUGAAGUUUUAAAGGCAAUUGAAAGCAUCCAGCUUUCAAUCAAUGAGGCUCCAACUAAUGAGGACUUUAAUCUGCCAAAUUAUACAAAAAUAUGA
Molecule: messenger RNA, 498 nt
Organism: Acanthoscelides obtectus
Lineage: Eukaryota; Metazoa; Arthropoda; Insecta; Coleoptera; Chrysomelidae
Source: the annotation of a GenBank genome assembly